Molecule: messenger RNA, 1320 nt
Organism: Theileria orientalis strain Shintoku
Lineage: Eukaryota; Apicomplexa; Aconoidasida; Piroplasmida; Theileriidae
Exons: 8
Coding region: 1-1320 (439 amino acids)
Source: RefSeq, a predicted model, not a curated record
AUGGAUAGGCAACAGAGCAAUAGUAAAAAGAAACCAAUACUAAAAAGAGCAGGCUAUCACCUGUUUAGCCUAUCAAAGAGGUUAACAAACAAAGCAAUAUUUAACGAGCCAUUCACCGAUAGAAACUAUACUCCACUUAAAUCGAAAUACGAUAACUACGGUUUCUCAUUGGACGAUAAUCAGUUUGCAUCUGGCAUAGAAGAAUACGAAAAGGAAUUUGAAGUAAAAAAGGAACGUAGACUGAAAAGAUGGGAAUCGGUGCCCAUAUCUGAAAGAUUGUACAAUAUAGAAUCUGACGAAUUUAAGUUAUUGGUUAGAAAAGGAAUCCCAGACCACUUAAGACCACUGCUAUGGAGAAAGUUACUAGGAGCAGACACGCUGGAAGAGUCAAACCCAGGAUUAUACCAAAGAAUGCUGGACAUGCCACUUGCGAAGGAAAUAUCAGAUCAAAUUGAUAUGGAUAUAAACAGGACGUUUCCACAUCACAGAAACUAUAAAGUUAAUUCCUUUGGAACGAUGAUGCUGAGGAAUGUGCUGUCAGCAUUUGCCUGUUACAUGCCGUCGAUAUCAUACUGUCAAAGCCUGAAUUACUUGACAGCAACAUUGCUAAUCUUUAUGAACGAAGAGGAGGCGUUUUGGUGCUUAGUGCAAAUAGUAAAUAGCAGAGUACAUCAAAAGGGAUUCAAUCUAACAGGAUUGUGUUACAUAAAGAUGAAAAUUAGAAAAAAUGAGUUAAUUGACGGUAAUUUAGGCUAUUAUAAGGAUGGAAUGAUAGAUUUGAAGAGGGAUGUGCUGGUGUUGGAGUUUAUACUGAGAAAGAGAAUGAGGAGGUUAUACAAUCAUCUGAAGAAGAACAACAUAGACCUCAUGUGGAUAUGCGCAGAGUGGUUUUUGUGUUUAUUUGCAAUAUCGUUACCGGUGGGUCUAACAUGUAACAGUAACAAUAUUGAUAGUAAUAGCACUAGUAACAAUAUUAGUAGCACUCGUAACAAUAUUAGUGGCAUACGUAACACUAGUAAUAACAAUCAUGUGCAGAUCACCACGGUGUUUCGAGUGUGGGACUCGCUGUUCCUGGAGGGGGACAAGAUACUGUUCAGAGUAGCAUUCUCACUGUUCAAGCUACACGAACAGAAGCUGCUGACGCUGGACUCGGACAAGGACCUGCUGUUAUACUGCAAGUCGAUGAGCAAGAGCGUCUUGCAGCACGACGAGUUUCUUAAAAUCGCAUUCUACCAGCUCUCAUCAUUCAGCAGAAAGGAAAUACACCAGUACAGACUGUACGCAGAUCAUGAAUUGGAAGUAUUCUCACUAGGUCCAUGA